This is a messenger RNA of Monosiga brevicollis MX1, 1952 nucleotides long. RefSeq lists its product as uncharacterized. The record is from RefSeq and is a predicted model, not a curated record. Gene Ontology annotation, biological process: mitotic cytokinesis; cilium-dependent cell motility; mitotic spindle organization. NCBI's taxonomy places the organism in Eukaryota, Choanoflagellata, Craspedida, Salpingoecidae. Bases 1 to 1608 code for a protein of 535 amino acids. Gene Ontology annotation, cellular component: axoneme; mitotic spindle. The transcript has 5 exons. Gene Ontology annotation, molecular function: alpha-tubulin binding.
AUGGCCAAUCCCGUGAUGCCCAAGAUGCCGGGUUACGUCUUUGACGAUCCAUCGUUGAAGCCGUACCAUGGCAAGGCGCAAACACUCCGAAAUGGGCAGGUGGACUCGGUACCGCGCGGGAGCUCGGCCGUCGCGGACGAACCCGUCGAUAUUGAAGCCUUGGCUCAGGCAACCAAGCGUCUUACAUACAACACAACAACCCGCUCCACCACAGAGCAGGCAGUCCCCUCAACCGAGCACAGCGAGCCGGCACCCCCACCUGCACACGUGGCCCUGGACAAGGUCGUUCUCACUUUUGACGGCUACUUCAAGGAGACAAUCCACGAAUCGGCCGACGAGCACUACCGCGUCCGCUUUGUCAAGGUGUUUUACUUCCUCGAGGAUGACACCAUGGCUGUCCUUGAGCCCGCAGUCCCCAACAGUGGCCUGCCUCAGGGCAAGCUCAUUCGCCGUCAGCGUUUGCCAAAGGACAGCGAGGGCAAUACCUAUCUCUGGUCCGACCUGGGCGUGGGCGUCAACCUGCAGGUCUACGGUCGCGUCUUUCGUCUGACCGACUGCGAUCAGUUUACGCGCCGCUUCUUUGAGGAGCAGGGCGUGACCUUGAAUGAAGCCGAGCCUCAGCCUGUUGACCCCUAUGCACUUAAGCGCAAGGUCGUUGAGCAGCCCAGUACCCUCAGCACAACGCCCAGUGACUUUGACAAGCUCAAACAAUUUGUAACCCUGGACCGCAAGGUGCUGCGCGUCUACGCCGUCUGGGACGACACAGCCUCACUCCACGGCUCCCGUCGCACUUAUACGAUUCACUACUUUUUGGUGGACGACACCGUCGAGGUGCGCGAGCAACACGUGCCCAAUGAUGGGCGUGAUGCGUUCCCACUGCUGCUACGCCGUCAAAAGGUGCUGCGCAACCACCGCGACCUGCCAGUCGAGUUUCCCAGCAUUGUCAUGGAGCCAUCGGCAUCGGAGAACAGCGACUACAUUGGCCCCGCUGACUUGCUCAUUGGACAGACCGUGCACAUCAUGGGUCGUGACUUCUUGGUCUACGACUGUGACGCCUUUACACAAGAGUUUUUCCGCCGCAACUUUGGCGUCGAAGACCUGACGCCCCUGGAUAUCAGUGAGCCGGGCAAGCCAGUGCCCAAGGCCCCCGUGCCAUCCCAUACGGGCUUUGGUUCCGAAGAGGACUCAUUGCAGAGUGUCUUGGCACUCAACCCACGGGCACCCAAAUCCAACAUGAAUAAACUUCUCAAAUACGACAAGCAGGUUCUCCGCUUCCGAGCCCAGCUGGAUACCAAGGACGUGACCGACGUGGACCGCAGCUUCAUCAUCACAUAUACCCUAGCCUCUGAUCAAAUUUCCAUCUUCGAGCCAAAGAGUCGUACCGCCAUGGGCGGCAAGUUUCUCGAGGCUCAAAAGAUUCGCCGGCCCGGUGGCGCAGUGCCUCCGGUGUACUACAGCGAGGGUGAUCUCUAUCCGGGCGCCAAGCUACAGGUGUUUGGCCGAACCUUUUUGCUGGGCGAGUGCGACGAGUUUGUCUAUACGUUUGCUCAGGAGCACCCAGAGCUGUAUGGGCCCGAGGGGCGCGCGGCCUUUGGCUUGUCGGCUUAAAAAAAAAAACUCUGUCAUGCUCCCUUGUGGAAGGCCCCAACGUUUGCACGCGCCUCUUAUCCGGUCGCUGGCACGGGGGCUUUGUUCGAUUGCGGCGCGAUCUUUGCCAUAGACGUCCUUUUGGUGGCCACGUCAUGUUGUCUGUAGUGGUGUUUUCUCUUUUCUUUUUCUUUGUACAUUUCUCGUUGUAGUCGCCAUUCUGUUAACCCAGUAUUUGAGCCAUGGAAGAGGCUAUCUGCCUCGGGGGUGCCGUUUGUUGGUUGCCUGCUCGCAUAGACAUUGCUGUCCAACAAGGACCUUGGUGUCAUACGCGUGUGAACCUUGAGCAAAUUAAUCCGCAUAAU